Molecule: messenger RNA, 2873 nt
Organism: Podospora bellae-mahoneyi
Lineage: Eukaryota; Fungi; Ascomycota; Sordariomycetes; Sordariales; Podosporaceae
Gene: MCD1
Product: sister chromatid cohesion protein 1
Exons: 2
Coding region: 573-2498 (641 amino acids)
Biological process (GO): replication-born double-strand break repair via sister chromatid exchange; mitotic sister chromatid cohesion
Cellular component (GO): mitotic cohesin complex
Molecular function (GO): chromatin binding; protein binding
Source: RefSeq, a predicted model, not a curated record
GGCUGAUGUCCAACAGACGACACCAAGCCACGUGACUCAGCUCGGCGCGCUGUUGGCUGGUUAAUUGAUUGUGGCUGGUGCAGCUGUCCCCAGCCUCUCAAAUUUCGCAGCAACUCGAUUUUCAAACGGCAAGCAAUUCCCACACUCACCCGGCCCUCGAACCACGUCCCCUCUCUCUUUCUUCACCAAUUCGCCUUUGUUCCAUCCAGCGCAUCGCACCCAGACCCGAUUGCGACUUCUCCGGCCGACGCGCAUUGCAUUGUCUGGUACAAUUAUCUCAACAUCAUCGCCAUUUUUUUGGUAUUUUGCGCAACUGUCGGCACCAAAGCCGAAGACGGCACUUCGACCACGCGCCCGUUCACCAAACAACGCAACACGCGCUUUCUUGUUUACCCUCCUCCGCCACCCCGACAACCCAACAACCCACCAUCGUCAUCUCCAGCAACCACACCCGUCUGCCCCGCGCACCCCUCCGCAGUCGACGCUCGAGCUCGACAACUAGUCAUAGCUGUAUAUUAUUCACUUGCACUCGGUAAACCACCUCACUUGCUCCCGGCACUCCCGUCGCCGCCAUGUUCUGGUCGGGCACGCUUCUCAGCGCCACCGGCCCCUUGGCCAAGGCAUGGCUAUCUGCCAACCAGGAGCGCAAGGUGUCGAAAGUCCAGAUUUUGCAGCACAAUCUCCAGGACAGUGUCGACGCCAUUAUCGCUCCCAACGAUGCCCCCUUAGCUCUCCGUCUCUCCGGCCAGCUCCUGCUAGGUGUCGUUCGCAUCUACAGCCGCAAGGCCCGCUACCUGCUCGACGACUGCAAUGAAGCUCUUGUCAAGAUCAAAAUGGCUUUCCGUUCGACUGGCAAUCAUGAUAUUCCCACAAACUUGCACAUUCAGAACAAGGAAGCUCUAAUGUUGCCUGAUAAAAUCACAAUGUACGACAACCUCGAUUUGCUCCCACCACCAAGCUCGGAUUUCCUCCUGUCACAACUGGAAGCGAUCACUGCCACGCCCUCUAUGGCCCGCAAGGCUCGUGCGCUGAACCGAGAUACAUAUUUGCAAGAGGAUUUCAACAAUAGCCAGUUCCUUCAAAAUACAUAUCAGGAUGAGGAUGAGGAAAUGGGACUCGGUAAUUUCGAUGACGAUCUCGGUCUGAAACUGGAUUUUGGUGAGGAUAUUGUUGAAGGAUCAAGGCUGGACCGGAGCGUGGAAAUGGGCAGAGAUGCGCCUCCCGUCCGGUCUGUUGAGGACGACAUGCUCAGCGAGAUGGACUUCGACCUGGGCAAGGACAGAAACGAGCGUGCCGUCUCCCUGGAAGGACUUGACUUUGGCGAUGGCGUUCACAUCAUGGAUGAUGAGGGCGAUAUCGCCAUGCCAGACGAUGUCACGCUCAAUGUUGGUGAUGCGUCUGCGAUGCCCGCAGCUGCUGGCCCCGAUAUGAGCCGCGCCCGCAUCUCGGAGUCCCCGCUGUCCGACAUUGAUGAGGAGUUUGCCAAGGAGGUUGAGAUGGAGUACAGCCGCCACAUGACUACCGAUCUGUACGAGCCUAGUGACGAGCCAACCGCCACCAUUGCCAACGCCCCUCAGCGCCAGAAGAAGAGAAAGCUACUCCAACCUGAUGAGCAAACUGUUCUGUCUACUCAACAGAUCAGGGAACAGCAGGCGAAGCGCGACAACAUCUUGAAGCCACAGUCCUUCCUCACUCAUGACCCGUACAUCACUGGUCUUGAGGACCUCCACAAAAAUGGUGGCUUUAUUCAGAACAUUUUGUUUGAGGGCCGCAGUGAUGGGUGGGCUCCCGAGCUGAAGGGUCUCUUGUCCCUUGGCUCGAUUCGGCCAAAUGAGCUCAAGCGGAAGCGCGAUAGCGGCGUUGCCGACAUGGAGACGGACGAAGAGCAAAACAGGUCCAAGUCUCCCCGUCUUGAACUUCCCGCCGACGAGAGUGUCUUCAACAUGGACGGGACCGUUAUUGGCAACCAGUCCAUCGCAGCCGAUGGCACAGUUCUCGAUAUUCCCGCUGAUGAGACUGCUGUGCUGCAGCACGACGAAGAGGGGGAGAGGCGCCACGAGGCCUCUAGCCCGAUGCCCAACUUUGAUGAGACCAGCGUUCCCAUCGUUCACCCCGCUGACAGCGGGCCCGUAUCGAUUGGCACCAAGCAUGCUGUCCAUAUCCUGCGCGACCUCUUCGGUGCUGAGGCCGAAACCAAUGCUGAAGUCCGCAAGAAGAAUGCCGUUGUCUUCCAGGAACUCCUGCCAGAAGGAAGGACAAGCAAGGCCGAUGCCACCAAGAUGUUCUUUGAGUGCCUUGUCCUUGCCACCAAGGAUGCCAUCAAGGUCGAGCAACCCGAGGGAUCCCUUGGCGGCCCAAUCCGGGUGCGCGGCAAGCGUGGUCUCUGGGGUGACUGGGCCGAGAGGGAAGCAGGUGGUGAGAUGGCUCGUGAGCAACAUCAAGGUAACGAGCCCGGGCAUGCUGUGGCUACGACUGCUGCCGUGUCUGUUUCGGCUUAGAGUCCAGCGCGGCAUUGACAGCAUAAACAGCAUUCAACCUGGUGUUUUGGGUUUGCUUUUGGUCUCGGCUAUUCACUGUACAUCAUUUGCCUCUUGGCGGAAUUAUCUAGGAAGGCGGCGGCGCAUGGACGGCUAUCUCAUUUCCCUUUGUUUUCUUUUCUUUUUUAUAUUCUCUUCUUAACAAAUGUUUUCACACGGUCGUCAAAUACGAACCGAGUGGGCGUUUUGGCGUAUCGGGGAAAGGGAGACAACUGGAAGAUACCAUUGUUCUGGCUGGGCAAAAAAAUGUAGUUGUUAUUGUUGUUGUUGUUGUUGUUGUUGUUGUUGUUGUUUGGAGAUGUGUUAUCGGAACCCGUUUUGUUUUUCUGUUUACGU